Messenger RNA from Aureobasidium subglaciale EXF-2481, 898 nucleotides. RefSeq lists its product as uncharacterized. The record is from RefSeq and is a predicted model, not a curated record. NCBI's taxonomy places the organism in Eukaryota, Fungi, Ascomycota, Dothideomycetes, Dothideales, Saccotheciaceae. The transcript has a single exon. Bases 384 to 860 code for a protein of 158 amino acids.
CUUCAAGAUGUUCAAAUUGCAGUUGGUUGUUGUUGUUCUACACCUUUGGAACAGCAGACGCGUGUUGACUAUUCUGGUGCGGAGAUGUCCAUAUGCUCAAGAGUGUCCCAUGGGGAAGGCAAGGUCCGAGACAAAAUUGAGAAAAUCCGACCGCUGAGUGCAAAUGUCUAAACAUACAUCAUUAGCGACGGGGCGUUGUGUCUCUUCUCGCUUGUAAGGAACAAUGCUCUCUGAUGCAAAGUCAGUUUGAAGUCUGGUCCUGAAGCCAAGGAAAGGCGUCAACAAAUCCUCUCUUAGCGUAUAUCAUCGUUCCACCACCAACUCUUUUCUGGCUAUAUUCAUUUCCCCAGAGUUUGCAGAAUUUUCACCGUUGUCGACCUGGCAUGUCAUCACCAAGAAUGGGGGCAAUGAUGAGACUUGGGGAGCACGCGAGCAGAGUGGAAAGAAUAGGUUCUGCCUUCCAUUCCCAGCCAUUCUUUCCCCGGACCUACCUCCUCGACCGUUUCCUGGGGAAAUGCCUGGAAGAAAGUCUAUUUCAGUCUCCACGUGAGUUUUGUGCAAAAUGCAGCAAAACACACUUCGUAGCGGUCGGUUCGACUCUUCCAAAUCUGCUGGCCAAGGAACUCUUUCCGAUGAUUUUGAAGCUCAUGCGGAUGGGUUAUCGGGCCUUCUCGAGCUCUGAGGACACGUUUGAGCGGGGUCGUUGCAUGGAACAUGCCGUUCAAGGCCAUGAUAGGUUCAUGCGACCGAGAUGGGGAUGUAGAGGAAAGCUUCAUGUGUCUUGGGAGAGAUCAAGAGCUGGAAACAAGAUGAUUCUCUUGGUUGGAUGGAGACAAGAUCGAAUGGAGAAGAUCAACUGAGCUUGGCGACACAUCUAGGCGUCGCUCGAGCAACGGGC